AUGAAUGAUAGACUUAACAUUGUUAUCGAUAUGAAGAUGCCAUACACCCCGCCAAAAGAUUAUCCAAUUCGAUCGAACAAUCGACUCUUUUCCCCGAAUCUUACCUCUUCCUCAGAAAUGUCCGCUCCUCGAGUGAUUGCCGAACUGGUGGUGACGGGUAUAAGGGUGUUGGGAAAAGCUACGGCGGCAGCGGGCCAGCAGGCUGUGAGGAACUUCAAGCACAAGCCCGAGGGAGCACCUGACUCCGGACCUGUCGGAACUGGAUCGUCGAAAAAUAAGAUAACGAGUCAGCUGAAUAUGAGUUUGGACGAGGCUCAUCUGAUCCUGAAUGUGAAGAAGGAUGAUCCGAUGGAGGUGAUCCAGAAGCACUACGACUCUAUAUUCACUGCGAACGGUCCCCCCACCGUCAAACCCGAGACUCACACCACUCCCUCAUCUUCAGCUAAGAAAUCGUCCAGAACACCCACGCAUUCACAUUACCUACAGUCUAAAGUAUUCCGAGCUUUGGAGAGGAUAAAAGCUGAACGAGAAGCCGAAGCACCACCACCUCCAUCUACACCUGAAGCUCCCAUCCCUACCCCUGCUAGUACGAUAGAGACGUCCAAUCCGAUAUCGAAGGAGGCGACGAAGACGGUUAAAGAAGGUGAGACGGUGGCUCCUCCGCCUCCACCUGGGUCUGUAUAG
This is a messenger RNA of Kwoniella botswanensis, 684 nucleotides long. RefSeq lists its product as uncharacterized. Lineage: Eukaryota; Fungi; Basidiomycota; Tremellomycetes; Tremellales; Cryptococcaceae. The record is from RefSeq and is a predicted model, not a curated record. The transcript has 5 exons. Gene Ontology annotation, cellular component: TIM23 mitochondrial import inner membrane translocase complex. Bases 1 to 684 code for a protein of 227 amino acids. Gene Ontology annotation, biological process: protein import into mitochondrial matrix.